CUCACUUUGCCUACAAAAUGCCAUCGUGCUGACCUUCCACCGUUAAACCAACCUUUGACGAUGCUCGUUAAUGCAUUUUUUUUUCAUGCAACCUCCAGUAAAAGCUUUGCUCUUAUCACCGAAAACAUAACACUCACGCAAGAGUAAGAGAGAGAGCGCGAGAGAGUGUGACAUGGAGAGCGAAAGUAAGCGCGAAAAGCUCGCCCAACCAAAACGGAUGAAGGCGGUGAUCUCUUCUGGCAACAAGCGAGUAAACAGUGUCACCUGGACUAGGGUGAUCACACAACCCGUUCAGACGCGAUCGGCUGCAGACACGUUUUUUUACCGCGAGACGUUUGAUCGCGUGCUUUCGCGUGGUUGUUUCUGGUUUGUUUAAACUAUUUGUUUUUCUACGUUACGUUUGGUGUGUGAUUUUUUUUAUUUUAUUUUUACAUUUACCGUAAAAGUAGUGCAGUAGCAGCCCAAAUUCUGAAGAAUGGGCAUCGAAAAGGAGUUUAAUCUGGAAGAAGGUGCGGAACGGUUGAAGGACUGGAUCGCCACCCAGCCUCAUCUGCCACAAAAUAUACAUCCAACACUACUGCAAAGAUACAUCCACUCGACCCGUGGCGAUCUGGAGUAUGCGAAGAAGAUAUUCGUUCUCGGCUACACGAUCCGGCAGAACAAUCCGGCCAUUUUCGAUAACCGUGAUCCUCACAGCACAAAUGUGAUGAGCAUUUUACGAUCGAUCGAUAUGGUACCAUUACCGUCGGUGGAAGGUUGUGAAGAUAAGUUUAUUUACUAUCGUUUGGUAAAUUGUGAUCCGGAUAAGUUUGAUUUUAACGAUGUCAUUAAGACGUUUUUCGUCAUUGCCGAUCUUCGCAUGAUCCAACCGGAUGUCCCAAUGAACGAUGGUGGAGAUGUGCCUAUUUUCGACAUGAACGGAUUCACGCUUCGCCACAUGACCAAGGUCGUACUGUCGACAUUGCGCGUAUACAUGCGAUACACUCAGGAAGCACACCCCGUGCGUCUGAAGGCCAUUCAUGUGAUCAACUGUACGCCGUUUCUGGAUCGGGUCAUGUGCUUGGUGAAACCGUUCAUGAAGAAACGUGUGGCCGAUAUGUUACAUUUUCAUCUGCCCAACUCGGAAACAAUCUAUGCCCAUCUUCCAAAAGCUGCCCUGCCCGACGAGUACGGUGGCGAACAGUCGAUUAUUAAGCACAAGGAAGACUGGUUCAACAGGAUUAAAAUGCAGCGUGAUUACAUUACCGAUGGAAGCCGAUGGAAGAUUGACGAAUCUCGGCGAAAUAAUGGCAAUGAUCUCAGCGGUACACUGCGAAAGUUGGAAAUUGAUUAACGGCAAUUGCUGCACUGCGAUUGUAAAUUCUGUAUGCUCGUGUACAUUAUUGUAUUGUUAUUCUAGAACCUUUUAUAUGGGGUUAUAUUAUCAAACGGGGAAUUAGGGGACAGUUAUGAAAUAAAAACAAGAUUUUUUCCUAA
Molecule: messenger RNA, 1476 nt
Organism: Anopheles funestus (African malaria mosquito)
Lineage: Eukaryota; Metazoa; Arthropoda; Insecta; Diptera; Culicidae
Product: alpha-tocopherol transfer protein-like
Exons: 8
Coding region: 476-1333 (285 amino acids)
Cellular component (GO): membrane
Molecular function (GO): phosphatidylinositol bisphosphate binding
Source: RefSeq, a predicted model, not a curated record